Messenger RNA from Magallana angulata, 480 nucleotides. RefSeq lists its product as uncharacterized. The record is from RefSeq and is a predicted model, not a curated record. The coding region runs from base 1 to 324 and encodes 107 amino acids. The transcript has 4 exons. Lineage: Eukaryota; Metazoa; Mollusca; Bivalvia; Ostreida; Ostreidae.
AUGGAAUUAGAGGAAGGUGACAAGAGGUGUUAUAAGCCACACUGGAGACAUAUGCGGUGGAUUGACAGAAAUGAUCUCACAGACCACAACAUUUUGAAUAACUCUUUUAAAGGAAUGGAAGAAAGAAUUAACAUUUUCUCUAAAAAAAACUUUACAGAAAUGAGUGCCCUUGUUUUGGAAGAUUUUGCCUUGUUUAAACCAAAAACAAUCAUUGGUCUCCUGAGUCCCCCAGGAUAUUACCUGAGCGUGAAAAAUUGCAGGAAUGAGAAGUUAAUGGCAACACUUGAGGAUGGGUAUGAUAGUUUAUACUCGCCUAUUAUAUAGAAAACAAGAGGCCCAUGGGGCAACAUCGCUCACCUGAGCAACAAUGGGCAUUCAAAAAGUAUUGUGCCAUAUGGUCCCUCGGUAGAAUAACAAAAAAUAAAUAUUGUAAAGUAUUCGAAUUUUACACUUAUUUUUGCAUACACGUAAUAUUUGACA